GUACUUUGGAAACCCUCAAUUGAACCCGCCAACAAUGAAAAUCCCGUCAAAUAGGUCUACAUAACCGGAUGCUUCCCGGUUAGCCCGUUGCUCGCUCAUGUGGCGCUGACGUGGACAUCGUACAUUGAGGGUUCCAUUGCUGACAUGGAUUAAAAUUUUUCACAUCAAUUUAUGACUCUAUCCUUUCCCAAAUAACACCGUUGUAGCCCUAAUUCCUUCCUUAAUUCGAAUUCGCAUGUGUAUCAGAAGCAAACCAUCUAAGCGCUCUUCAAGGCUGUUCAUCCAUUUUUCUUCGUCGACUUGAAUAACAGAUACUCCAGGUUAGUGCUUUUGUGUCUGUCUGUCGCAGUGACAUUGCAUUCACAUUAGGAUGAUGUUUUGUGUGCGUUGUUGCAUGAGUAAGGGCGUUUUGCUGAACAGAAAUGUAUUGUUUCUUUUAUAUGACUUGAUUAUGUUAUGUGAUGGUCACUUGCCCUUGUUGCUUCAGUUUAACUUUGUUAUGAUUUCACUUGUACUGUUUCUUACUGCUUCCAUUAGCCCUUAGUCUGAUUUGAAUCUUUUCAAAUGUACAGCAUGUUCGACAAGGUGGAACUUAUAAUUCACCAUGGAGGCAAUUUUAAGUGUGUUCCUGAAUCAAUGUACGUUGGUGGUCAAGUUGAUGUGCUAAGCAUAGACCCAGAUUUGAUUUGCUAUCCUCAUUUAAUGAAGUGCUUAAAAACAGGAAGCUAUGGUAACAUUAAGGCUUUGUAUUACAAAAAACCUAGCCAGUGUAUGAAAUCUUUAAGAGAGCUGUUUGAUGAUAAGUCAACCCUAGAUUUGAUACGUCUGGCUACUAGUUGUGGUAAGUGUGACAUAUUUGUGGAGCAUGGGUUAGAUGAGGUGGAAUUGGUUGAACUUCUGCCUGCACCUGAAGCAUUUGAACCAAACAUAUCAGUGGAGCAACAACCUGACAUGCCUGACAAGGAGAUGGAGGUUGACACAGAUGUGAAUGUAGAAGGUCAAGUACCUAAUGAAGCAGCUGGAAUGGAAGUGCCAGAAAGAGGAGAGGCAUCUUUGCACAAUGAUGGUCAAGUAGAAGAUGAUGAUAGUCAUGAUGAAACAGAUGAAGUGGAAGAAAGAGGUGGGGAGUAUGAUGGAACUACAAACAAAGAGGGUGAAGACACAGAUUAUUCAUGGAAGCCAGAAGAAGCUGACACAGAUGACUCAUGGAUGGAAGACGCAUCUGAGACAGAUGAUAGUGAACAUGAAGAGACAGAAAAUGAAGAAUUAUUUGAUAAUGAGGUUGCAUCUGAUCACACUGCUACACAAAUGGGGGGAACCAGAGCUGAAGAAAGUGAAAAUGAGGAGGUUUCCACAGAGUAUGACUCAUCUAAUCCCAAUAGCUACAUGACUGAGGAAGAGGAUGAUGAUGGGACAUCUAAAAGGGCAAGCAAAAGGUAUGGGUCAUUUAACCCUGAGUCUGAGGUCCCUAAAUUUGAAGUAGGGAUGUAUUUUGAAGAUGGAAAGCAAUUUAAGAAAGCUGUGAUUAAAUAUGUUGUUUUUGAGAAAAGGGAUUUGUAUUUUAAGAAAAAUGAACCUGGGAGAGUGAGAGUAAAAUGUGGAAAAAAGUGCCCCUUUUCUUUAACUGGUUCAUGGGUUGAGAGACUGCAGUGUUUUCAAGUUAAAGUUUUCAAGGAGGGACAUAAUUGUAACUUGAGGUAUAGGCUUAGAAUUGUUUGCACAAAAUGGGUGGCUGACAUGUAUUCAGACAAAGUGGCUGAGAAUCCCUCUAUAGGUGCUGUGGAAUUAAAAAGGCUGAUCAAGGCUGAGUAUAAACUAAAUGUGUCUGAAAGCAUGGCCUCAAGAGCUUUGAAAUGUAUUGAAGAGAAAAAUGAAACUGCUUUUAAGGAGCAGUUCAAAAAAAUUAGGAACUAUGCAGAGGAAUGUCUUCAAUCCAUUCCAAACAGCACUAUUAUCAUAUCAACUGUAAGAGUGGUUCCUGAUGCACCUAGUGUUUUCCAACGCAUAUAUGUUUGCUUUGGGCCUGUGAAGAAAGGUUUUCUAGAAGGGUGUAGGAAGGUAAUUGGUGUGGAUGGAUGCUUUUUAAAAGGACAAAUGAAGGGAGAGAUAUUGAGUGCUGUAGGUAGAGACGCAAAUAACCAAAUGUAUCCAAUAGCUUGGGCCGUGGUUGAGAUUGAGAACACCUAUUCUUGGACUUGGUUUUUGGAUUUGUUGUAUAAGGACUUGGAUGUUACUGCCCCAGAUGAGUGGACCUUCAUCAGUGAUCAACAGAAGGGCCUAGCCAAUGCAUUGAGCAGAGUUUUUCCAAACGCUGAGCACAGGAACUGUGCAAGGCAUAUUCACGCAAAUUGGAGCAAAACUCAUCGAGGCAUGAAUCUGAAAAAACUGUUUUGGCUGUGUGCAAAGUCUACAUGUGAACGUCAAUUGGAAGCAAACUUAGCAGAGUUGGAUAAGGUUAAUGUUCAAGCUGGUAAAGACUUACGCAAAUAUCCAUUCAAGUUGUGGUGCAAAGCUUUCUUUAGGGAUGAAGUGAAAUGUGACACAGUUGAGAACAAUCUCUUAGAGGCCUUUAAUAGCACACUCUUAAAAUGUAGAUCCAAACCUCUCAUCCCAAUGCUUGAGGACAUCAGAGUGGCAACCAUGAAAAGAAUAGCCAAGAAAAGGAAAUAUGUUCUCAAGUGGCCAGGACCCUUUGGACCAGUAAUCAUGAAGAAGCUGAAUGCUAACAUUGUGGCAAGUGAAGGCUGGAAUGUGGACUUCAAUGGUGAUGACGGUUAUGAAAUUAAGAAAGGAAGAGCUCAGUUCAAAGUGAGUCUCCAGAAAAAAUCAUGUUCUUGUAGAAGGUGGGAUCUGUGUGGCAUCCCUUGUGCUCAUGUAAUUUGUGCAAUCUAUGACAAAGGGGAGGAAGCUGAGUCAUAUGUAGAUUGGUGCUAUAGUAAGGAGGUAUACAAGAAAACCUACUCGUACACAUUGCAUCCAAUUAAUGGGGAGUUGUUAUGGCCAAGAACUCAAUUUGAAGAGAUAUUACCUCCUUUGCCCAAGAAAAUGAGUGGCAGACCUAAGAAAAAGUGAGUAAGGGAAGAAACAGAGCCACGUCCACCUACUGGCUCACAACUACCAAGAAAAGGACGCAUCAUGACAUGUUCAAAAUGCAAAGGAGAAGGACACAACAAGAAAUCGUGCACAGCAACAGAUGGGGCAGGUAUGGAAGCAACUCCUAGCACAUCAACUCCUGCAGGUGCUGGUAUUGUGGGUGCAGGUGCAACAGGAAGAAGGCCUAGAGGAGGCAGGGGUAAGAAGGGGAACAGUAGAAGCAGAGAGCAAUCUGGCUUUGGAGUUUAUUUUGAUGAAACUACGGGUGAAACCAUAUUGGAACCUGGCCAACCUGGAGAGACUCUGCUUGGAUGAAGGAAGAAGGGUGCUGUGUGAAGAUGAAGAUGGUGUUGGGGUUGAAGAAUGGAUUUAAGUGUAUGUUGGUUUUAGGGUCCCUUGGUUGUGUGGAAGUAGGCUUUUGGUGGAAGAAUGGAACUUCUUAUUUGCUUGAAUUUAUGAAUGUGUAAAACUUAUGUUGGUUUGAAGUAUGGAUUUAAGUGUAUGUUGGUUUUAGGGUCCCUUGGUUUUAUGUGUGUGGUUUAAGUGUAUGUCCUUGCCCGUAUGUGUGGUCAGAUGACCUGUUUUGGUUCAUGACAUAUACUAUUUGUGUGGUUGAAACUGAAUGUUGUAUUGAACAGCUAGUCUGCAUAAUGACUUUUGGACAACAA
This is a messenger RNA of Cuscuta epithymum, 3761 nucleotides long. The record is from the annotation of a GenBank genome assembly. Lineage: Eukaryota; Viridiplantae; Streptophyta; Magnoliopsida; Solanales; Convolvulaceae.